AUGAAGGAGCUUCUCAACAACCUAAAGACUAAAAGGCAUCAUCAAACAGUUGCCUUGGAGUGCGCGGACGAGGGCAUGCAGUGGAAAUUUAUUCCACCGGGAGCACCACAUUUCGGUGGCCUGUGGGACGCUGCUGUACGGUCGGCGAAAACACAUCUUCUCGAGGUGCUUGGGAACUCGACAGUCUCAUACGAGGAUAUGACAACGCUUUUGACGCAAGUCGAGAGUUGCUUGAAUUCACGGCCGCUCACUCAAAUGUCGGAUGAUCCCGAGGAUCUGCAACCGCUUACACCAGGUCACUUUCUAGUAGGUUCUGCGCUUCAAUCACUUCCAUCAGCAGACUACACCAACACAAAUUAUGGGAGGCUUAACAUGUGGGAAGCGGCACAAAAAAGGCUACAAGAUUUCUGGCGUGGAUGGAGAACGGAAUAUCUUAAUCAGCUUCAGGGACGAGGAAAGUGGUGGAAUCCGCCAGUCGAAAUCACGCAGGGAAGCUUAGUAGUAAUUCGGGACGAUAACCUACCACCCACACGUUGGAGAAUGGCACGAAUCGUUGAAACCCACCCAGGGCGAGACGGGGUGGUUAGAGUAGUUACCCUUCGUACGGCGAACGGGACAGUAAAUAGACCGGUGGACAAAAUAUGCAUCUUACCGGUGGCAACAGAGGACGAUGAAUUGAAGCAGAGCGACUAG
Molecule: messenger RNA, 693 nt
Organism: Wyeomyia smithii (pitcher-plant mosquito)
Lineage: Eukaryota; Metazoa; Arthropoda; Insecta; Diptera; Culicidae
Exons: 1
Coding region: 1-693 (230 amino acids)
Molecular function (GO): nucleic acid binding
Source: RefSeq, a predicted model, not a curated record